CCCGUGGUUCAUCCCCAAGUGUCUUGCCUCAAUUUCCCGGGGGAAGUCCCGGAAGCCGGGCUUCCUUCCCACCCGGCGGAAGGCUCCGAGGGGAAGCCCGCUGGGCCACUAGAGGGCGCAGAGUGGGCCGCAGAGACCCCAGAGCCGCGUUAUGGCGGCGGCGAGGGUGGUUCUCCUGUCCGGACGGCCGGAGUCGGUGAGCUUCGCGCAGAGCGUGUGUGGCCUCCUGGGCGCCGGGCCGGGGCUCGGGCUGUGGCCCACGUACUGCGGCCUCAAGCGGGGACAACUCGUUCUCUCGGACAGGCCGUUCCCAGGCGCCUCCGCCAGGCUUCCGCUCCAGCAGCCCAGGGCUCCUGGGGCCGAGCUGCCCACGAAUCGAGGUGUGGAUCUGGCUGUGGCGGUCGUUCUGCAGUCCAGCGAUCAGACUGUCUUGCUGACCCGAAGGACACAAACUCUCAACGUUUCCCCCAACCUCUGGGUACCCCCAGGUGGGCACGUGGAACCUGAUGAAGAGCUGCUGGACGGAGGACUUCGAGAGCUUUGGGAGGAGAGUGGACUACAGCUGCCCCAGGGCCAGUUCUCUGGGGUCCCUCUGGGGUUAUGGGAGUCUGCCUACCCUCCUAGGCUGAGCUGGGGUCUCCCCAAAUACCAUCACAUCAUUCUCUAUCUACUUGUCAUUUCCCAGGAGUCACAGCAGCAGCUACAGGCCCGGAUCCAACCAAACCCAAGAGAGGUGAGCGCCCUUAUGUGGCUGGGACCAGAUGUAGCAGCUGCAGUGGCUGCCACAGAGGAUGGGACAGAGACACCCAGACAUCUUCCCCAGGACCUACCGCCUUCUGUCCUUGCGGUGGAACUAGAAGAGAAUGGAGGAGCUCGACCUCUGGUCUUGCCCACGUCCACACUGCUGCGGACGACCCCAGCCACGGCAGAUAGCAAAGAGAGGGUCAGCACUGGGACCAAGUUUGCCCUCAGGCUCUGGCUACAGCAUCUGGGCAGGUAGAGCUGGGAUAGCAGCUGAAGUGACAGGACAGUGCUUCUUCGUCGGGGGCAGGUCCUCCUCGUCUGAUGAGCUUUCUAUUGUCAAGUCAAUAACUUCAACCUUCUUCUUAUUCUCUGAUGGAUUGCCCUCUUGGACUGGGCUAUACUGGAGGCCUGUGGUUGGUAAGAAGACUGUGUCUCAGAGAAGAGGCCAUACAAGACUUAGCUCAACUGGGGGACAGGGGGUCACUCACCAUCCAGCCCAUACCCUGGCGGGGGGCAAACCUCAGAUGCCUCCUUCUUGGGUUUCAUUGGGCACCAGGAUCCAUCUUCCAUGAACUGGAUCUCAUCACAAUCCGAGCAGGAAUUAAGAAUCUCCAUGAAUAAACUAGGGGAGGGGAGAGAUAGGAAUUCAUGUGGCUGGGAGAUGGCUGCAACAGUAGCCAGGGAGUUCUGGGACUCACCUUCCUGAACCUCAGUUUCCUCACCUGUAAAUUAGGGAUGUUAUCCACCCUCCUGACCUCUCUGAGUUGUUGGAAUCAAAUACAGUAAGGUGCAUAAAAGAGCUUUGAAAAUUUUAAA
Molecule: messenger RNA, 1560 nt
Organism: Orcinus orca (killer whale)
Lineage: Eukaryota; Metazoa; Chordata; Mammalia; Artiodactyla; Delphinidae
Gene: NUDT17
Product: nudix hydrolase 17
Exons: 8
Coding region: 152-1000 (282 amino acids)
Biological process (GO): NADP+ catabolic process; NAD+ catabolic process
Cellular component (GO): cytosol
Molecular function (GO): NADH pyrophosphatase activity
Source: RefSeq, a predicted model, not a curated record